GGACGGGGGAGCCUAGUGGGCUGCCACCUUGGGGUCGCACAGAGUCGGACAGGACUGAAGCGACUUAGCAGAAGAGCAGCAGCAAGAUGGUUCAUAAUAAGGCCUCUCUUCUUGCUUUAGCUUCUGCACUCCAGAUUUUUGGCUGCCAUCCUGAUUUAUUUAACAUCAGCUCAUUGUCAAGCUCCUUCUCCCCAUUCCUCCUGGGGUUUGCACAAGUUGCUCUCUUUGCCAAGCAAAAUUUUCCCCACUCCCAUACUCCUUGACUAAGUUCUUUGGUUCUUACAAGACUUAAGGAAGGAUGAGGCAUCAUUUGGCAAAGGUCAUUUGCCUAAUGACCUUUGCCUAAUACUGUCCAGGGUACCAGCUGGGAAAUGGGAAGCUGGAAUGGAGGAACGGUGUCCUUAGAGACCACGUUUUUAAAAAGAAUUCACCGUAUUUCCCUAGCAUUCAGCACAGUAAGUGCUAAAUUCUCUUAAACUAUGUGUUAAAAAUAUGUGGUGAAAUGCAGCCCUUUCAGGCAGGCCACAGCCGAAGUUUCUUCCGCUGCUUUGGCUUUCCUGUCACAACCGGAGGACUAUUCUCAGCCAGGACUCCGAGGCCGCUCUCAUUCCCGUAACCUCUCGGGUGCAUCUGAAGCCUAAACUGCGUUCCCUCAGAGGUUCAUCUACGUCUGACCUGUCUGGCCCCUGAAGAAGAGAAUUCGCCUCAGAAACGGGCCGUGCGAAGGAAGAGCGUGCGAGGCACACUAGUUCAAAGCCAGACGGCCAGCAAUGGACAUGCGGGGGCUUGGUGACAUGGGUCUCUCAGGUCGUCCUCAGACCCAGCCCCCGCGGAGUGUGUCAAGGCCUGAGCAUGAGUCGUCCGCUUCGCCUCAGAGAAAAGAGCAGGGCCUCUCGCCGCCGGCAGCGGGAAAUCUCGCCUCGCGCGGGCUCCCGCGGGCUCCCACCCGCCUUUGCGCGCCCGCGGCCCUGGCCGACUAAGAGGCGGGAAGCCUGGUCCCGCCCCCAAGCUCCGGGGCGGGGCGUGACCGCUGCAGGCUCCGCCCACGCGGCGCGCACGGCCCCACGGCAACCGGCACAACACAACAAAAUGGCUGCUGCGCCGCUGGGCGCCUGAAGGGAACUGCCGGCACCUCUCCGCUCGGCCUCGCUCUUUCGUGGUUUUGAUGGAUACCUGGCUUUAUUCUUGCAAUGAAGAAAGGUCCUCAGCAAAAAAUUUCCAAAACAAAGAUGCCACCAUCAUCUCACUCUCCUAGUCCAUCAUCUCUUACGUCCAAUAUGAGAUCUAGGUCACUUUCACCUUUAAACGGAUCUGAGACUCUGCCUUUUCAUUCUGGAAGACAGUGGUAUGGGCAAGUCGAGAUUAUAGGUGAAAACUCUAUGCUUUUGGACUACCAUGACCAGAAAGAAGCUGAUUCACAUGCAGGAGUUCGAUAUAUUACAGAAGCCCUUGUUAAAAAACUUACUAAACAGGAAAAUUUGACCUUGGUAAAAUCUCUGAACCUUUCACUUUCCAAAGAUGGUGGCAAGAAAUUUAAGUAUAUCGAAAAUUUGGAAAAAUGUACUAAGCUUGAAAUACUGAAUCUCAGCCAUAAUCUCAUAGGGAAGAUUGAGAAGGUGGACAAGCUGUUAAAGUUACGUGAACUCAACCUAUCAUAUAACAAAAUCUGCAAAAUUGAAGGCAUAGAAAAUAUGCACAAUCUACAAAAGCUGAACCUUGCAGGAAAUGAAAUUGAGCAUAUUCCAGCGUGGUUAGGGAAGAAGUUAAAAUGUUUGCGAGUCCUCAAUCUGAAAGCCAACAAGAUAUCAUCGCUCCAAGAUGUAAGCAAAUUGAAACCACUUCAAGAUUUGACUUCUCUGAUCCUAGCUGAAAAUCCAGUUGUGACCCUUCCCCAUUACCUUCAGUUCACCAUUUUUCACCUCCGAUCACUGGAAAGUUUGGAAGGUCAGCCAGUAACCACUCAGGACAGGCAAGAAGCUUUUGAGAGAUUCAGUUUAGAAGAGGUAGAAAGACUGGAAAGAGACCUGGAGAAGAAGAUGAUGGAAACUGAAGAGCUUAAAAGCAAACAAGCACAGUUCCUUGAAGAAAUUAAAAAUCAAGAUAAGUUGAACAGAUCAUUAAAAGAGGAGGCUAUGCUACAAAAACAGAGCUGUGAGGAGCUCGAGAGUAACCUUAACACGAAAAAUGAACUGCCCUUGUCUCGGUUUCUUGCGGACCCUUGUCUGCCGAUUCUUUAUUCUUCCUUAAAGCUAAGACAGAAGACCAUGGAACUAACGCGAGCAUGUCAAAAACAGUAUGAACUGGAACAGGAGUUGGCUUUUUACAAAAUCGAUGCUAAAUUUGAGCCACUGAAUUAUUAUCCCUCAGAGUAUGUUGACGUUGAUAAAGCCCCAGAUGAAAGCCCUUACAUUGGCAAGUCCAGAUACAAGAGAAAUAUGUUCGCCACAGAGAGUUACAUUGUGAAUAAUGCCCAGCCAGUUGAGAUCAAGAGGAUGGAGCCAGAGGAAGGGGAGCAACUUAGAAACGAGCAUGUGAGCUUGAAAGCCCAUAUGCCACUGGACACGGAGCUGGAAGACAAAGAGAACAAAAUAAGUACAGCACAAGCUCGACUAUCAGAACUGCAUGAUGAAAUAGAAAAGGCAGAACAACAAAUUUUAAGAGCCACUGAAGAAUUUAAACAACUGGAAGAAGCUGUACAACUUAAAAAGAUUUCAGAAGCAGAGAAAGACUUUCUUCUCAAGCAGCUGAGUGGCAGGAUACAGCUUCUAAAUAAAUUACGCCAGGAAGCUCUUGAUCUAGAAAUGCAGAUGGAAAAGCAAAGAGGAGAAAUUGCUGAAAAGCAGGAGGAAAUCAAGGACCUCCAAAGAGUUAUUGAUAGUCUGGAUUCCAAAGACCCAAAACAUUGCCAUUUGAAGGCUCAGAAAAGGGGUAAAGAACAACAAUUUGACAUUAUGAACAAGCAGUACAAACAACUUGAGAGCCGUUUGGACGAGAUACUUUCUAGAAUUGCUAAAGAAACUGAAGAGAUUAAGGACCUUGAACAACAGCUUACUGAAGGCCAGAUAGCAGCAAAUGAAGCCCUGAAGAAGGACUUAGAAGGCGUCAUCAGUGGCCUGCAAGAAUACCUGGGCACUGUGAAGGGCCAGGCCGCUCAGGCCCAGAGCGAGUGCAGAAGGCUGCAGGAUGAGAAAGAGGCGCUGCUGCAGAGGUUGGCCGAGGUCGAGCAGGAAAGGGACCAGCUGGAAGCAGUCGCCUUAGAUGCAGAAGCUAUGAGGAAGGAGCUUGCAGAGCUAGAAAGCGCCCUCCAAGAGCAGCAUGAGGUGAACGCGUCCCUGCAGCAGACCCACGGAGACCUCAGUGCCUACGAGGCUGAGCUAGAGGCACAGCUGAGGAUGAGGGAUGCCGAAGCCAGCCAGCUCAAAGAAGAGCUGGGAGAACUAACAAGGCUCAGCCAGCUAGAACAGUCAACUCUACAAACAGAACUUGAGAAAGAAAAACAAGCCCUCAAGAACGCCCUGGGAAAAGCCCAGCUCUCGGAAGAAAAAGAACAAGAAAACAGUGAGCUCCGCACCCAGCUUAAACAGCUACAGGAUGACAAUAACCUGUUAAAACAGCAACUUAAAGAUUUCCAGAAUCACCUUAAUCAGGUAGCUGAUGGUCUGAUUCGUCCAGAAGAAGUGGCAGCUCGUGUAGAUGAAGUAAGGAGAAAAUUGAAAUCAGGCGCUGGAGAGAUGAGCAGAAUCCACAGUCCUUCAGAUGUCUUAGGGAAAAGUCUUGCUGACUUGCAGAUACAAUUCAGUGAAAUGCUGACACGUUCUCAGUGGGAGAAAGAGGAAGCCCAAGGGAGGGAAAGAAAACUCCAAGAAGAAAUGGCUCUGCAUCAGGAGAAGCUGGUGGAUGGACAGGAAGCGUUCAGGCAGGCCUGUGAGAGAGCGCUAGAAGCAAGGAUUAAUUUUGACAAGAGGCAACAUGAAGCAAGAAUUCAGCAGUUAGAGAAUGAGAUUCACUAUUUACAAGAAAAUCUAAAAAGUAUGGAGGAAAUCCAAGGGCUUACAGAUCUGCAGCUGCAGGAAGCUGAUGAAGAGAAGGAGAGAAUUCUAGCCCAACUCCAGGAGUUAGAGAAGAAGAAGAAACUUGAAGAUGCCAAAUCUCAGGCACAGGUUCUAGGUUUAGAUAAAGAAUUGAAGAAACUAAAGAAGGCUGUGGCCGCCUCUGAUAAGAUAGCCACAGCUGAGCUCACCAUCGCCAAAGACCAGCUCAAGUCCCUUCAUGGAACUGUUAUGAAAAUUAACCAGGAGCGUGCAGAGGACCUGCAGGAAGCAGAGCGGUUCAGCAGAAAGGCAGCACAGGCCGCGAGGGAUCUGACCCGAGCGGAAGCGGAGAUCGAACUCCUGCAGAACCUCCUCAGGGAGAGAGAGGAGCAGAUGGAGAAGGUAGAGGCAGGCACCCGAGGAGCAAGCUCACAGGCGCUGGAAAUCGAGAGGUGGAAUGAGACCAUGGAGAGACAGAGGAGCGAGAUCGCAAGGCUACGGGACUCACUAGACCGUACCGGGGCGGAUAACAGAGGAGGCAUUGAAAAUAUUUUGGAAGAAAUAGCUGAACUCCGACGUGAAGUUUCUUACCAGAAUGAUUACAUCAGCAGCAUGGCAGAUCCUUUCAAAAGACGAGGCUAUUGGUACUUUAUGCCACCACCAUCAUCAUCAAAAGUUUCCAGCCACAGCUCCCAGGCCACAAAGGACUCUGGUGUCGGGCUGAAGUACGCAGCCUCGACUCCUAUUAGAAAACCACAGCAGAACGGGAGGGAAGACGGUGCCCCUCCAGCUGCCUCCGGAUACUGGGUGUAUUCCCCCAUCAGGAGCGGCUUACAUAAAUCGUUUUCAAAUAAAGAUGCAGACAGUGGAGGAGAGAGCCGGGAGGAGAGCGAGCUGGAUGACCACGAUGACCGCCCGUUCGUCCCUCCUCCUGGAUACAUGAUGUACACCGUGUUCCCCGACGGCUCUCCUGUACCACAGGGCAUGGCCCUCUACGCACCGCCGCCUCCCUUGCCCAACAAUAGCCGACCUCUCAGCCCUGGCACUGUUGUGUAUGGCCCGCCCCCUGCUGGUGCCCCCAUUGUCUACGGGCCCCCACCGCCCAGCUUCUCCGUCCCCCUCAUCCCAGUGGGCGUGCUGCACUGCAACGUCCCGGAGCACCAUGCCUUAGAGAAUGAGGUUUCUAGAUUGGAAGACAUAAUACAGCAUUUAAAAUCAAAGAAGCAGGAACAGAGGAUGAGAGUAUGCAAGCGGCAGUCUGAGAAAGAAAUAGAAGAACUGCAUCAUAAUAUUGAUGAACUUUUGCAAGAGAAGAAAGACUUAGAGCACGAAGUAGAAGAAUUACAUAGAACCAUCCAGAAACAUCAACAGCGAAAAGACUUCAUUGAUGGAAAUGUUGAGAGUCUUAUGAAUGAACUAAAAAUAGAAAAAUCACUCAAGCACCAUGAAGAUAUUGUAGAUGAAAUUGAGUGCAUCGAGAAGACUCUCCUGAAACGUCGAGCAGAGCUCAGGGAGGCUGACCGACUGCUGGCGGAAGCCGAGAGUGAACUUUCACGCACAACAGAGAAAACAAAAAAUGCUGUUGAAAAGUUCACUGAUGCCAAGAGGAAUUUGUUGCAAACUGAGAAAGAUGCUGAGGAGUUAGAAAGGAGAGCUCAGGAAACAGCUGUUAGCCUUGUCAAGGCUGAUCAACAGCUCAGAUUGUUACAGGCGGACACAAAGGAUUUGGAGCAGCACAAAACUGAGCAAGAAGAGAUCUUGAAAGAGAUAAACAAAGUUGUUGCAGCAAAAGACUCAGACUUCCAGUGUUUAAACACGAAGAAGGAGAAGCUAACAGAAGAGCUGCAGAAGCUGCAGAAAGACAUCGAGACGGCAGCGCGCACGGAGGAUCACCACCUGCAGGUCCUGAGAGAGUCGGAGGCCCUCCUGCAGGCCAAGAGAGCGGAGCUGGACAAGCUGAGGAGCCAGGUAACGAGUCAGCAGCAGGAGAUGGCUGUCUUGGACAGACAGCUGGGGCAUAAGAAGGAGGAGCUGCAUCUACUCCAGGGAAGCAUGGUCCAGGCCAGAGCUGACCUCCAGGAAGCGCUGAGGCUGGGAGAAACUGAAGUAACUGAGAAGUGCAACCACAUCAGGGAACUAAAAGGUCUUCUGGAAGAACUGAGUUUUCAGAAAGGAGAACUGAAUGUCCAGAUUAGUGAGAAAAAAAAUCAACUUUCACUUAUAAAGCAAGAAAUUGAAAAAGAGGAAGAAAAUCUUCAGGUAGUUUUAGGGCAGAUGUCUAAACAUAAAACUGAACUUAAGAAUAUUCUGGACAUGUUGCAACUUGAAAACAAUGAGCUGCAAGCUUUGAAGCUACAGCAUGAGCAAAAGAUGUCUGAGUUAGAGAAGGCUCAGGUUGAAGUGCUGGAGGAGAAACUGGAGUUGGAGAAUUUGCAGCAGACAGCCCUGCGACAGAAAGGGGAGAUCGAGUGGCAGAAGCAGCUCUUAGAGAGGGACAAGCGAGAGAUUGAGCGGAUAACUGCUGAGACCCGAGCAUUGCAGUUGUGUGUUGAGUCUUUGUGCAAACAAAAGGAAGAUCUUGAGGAGAAAUGUGACAGCUGGGAGAAGAAGCUGGCACAGACCAAACGGGUUUUAGCAGCCACAGAAGAGAAUAGCAAAGCAAAGCAAUCAGACUUAGAAAAGUUGGAAUUGGAUAUCAGAAAACUGGAACAGGAACUAGACCAGCUAAACAGAAACAAACUCUCACUGCACAGAGACAUCGCGGCCAUGCAGCAGCAGGUCCAAGAAAAACGAGAAGCAGUAAACUCAUUACAGGAGGAACUAGCUGAUGUCCAAGCCCAUUUGAACCUAGCGAAACAGGACCUGCUCCACACCACCAAGCGCCAGGAUGUCCUGCUUGGCGAGCAGACCAGGCUGCAGGAGGACCUCCAGGAACGCAGAAAGAAGUUGGAAGUCUGCCAAAAAGAAGAGGCAACAAAGCGGCAGCACCUGCAAGCGCUUCAGACGGAGAUGGAGGCGAACGAGGCCGAGCUGGCCCGGCAGGAGACGGUACCGCACCCGCGGGCACGCGCGGGGGGGCACUGCCACGCGCGGAGCGCUCUUCCCCUGGGGUCUGAGGUGGAGGCGAACGAGAGCGAGCUGGCCCGGCAGGAGACGACAUUUCAGAGACUCCAGAAAGAGAGAGAAAGUGAAGAAAAAAAGUUAGAAGCCAGUCGAGCGACCCUGCAGGAGCAGCAGCAGCAGCUGGAAAAGGAAAUCGCAGACCAGAAGAACGUGCUGGACCAGGUGCUCAGCCAGGUGCUGGGGGCCAAGGAGCGCGCCAGGACUCUGCAGCAGGAGGAGAGGUGGGGUGAGACCCUGGAGAAGACGCUCUCCCAGACCCAGCAACAGCUCUCAGAACGGGAGCAGCAGUUGUUGGAAAAGUCAGCUGAGCUGCUGGCUCUUCAGAAAGAGGCAGACUCGAUGAGGGCAGACUUCAGCCUCUUGCGAAACCAGUUCUUGACGGAGAGGAAGAAAGCCGAGAAGCAGGUAGCCAGCCUCAGGGAAGCGCUCAAGACCCAGCGCAGCCAGCUGGAGAAGACCCUUCUCGAGCAGAAGCAGGAGAACAGCUCCAUGCAGAAGGAGAUGGCGACUAUCGAGCAGGUGGCGCAGGACAACCACGAGCGGGCCCGGCGCCUGAUGCGGGAGCUCAGCCAGAUGCAGCAGGAGUACGCGGAGCUCAAGAAGCAGAUGGUAAACCAGAAAGAUCUGGAAAGAAGACAAGUAGAAAUCAGUGAAGCGAUGAGGACACUUAAGUCUGAAGUGAAAGACGAGAUCAGAGCCAGCCUGAAGAACCUCAACCAGUUUCUCCCGGAGCUGCCAGCAGACCUGGAGGCCAUUCUGGAAAGGAGCGAACACCUAGACGGAGGGCUGGAGAGCUUGAAGGAGAACUUUCCAUUCGCCCUGAGUGAGAAGCCAUCACCUUUGGAAGAGAAACUACAUUUUUCUCGCGUUCACAUAAUGGAUGAGCACUGGCGUGGAGAAGCGCUCCGGGAGAAGCUGCGGCACCGUGAGGACCGACUCAAGGCCCAGCUCCGACACUGUAUGUCCAAGCAGGCAGAGGUGUUAAGCAAAGGGAAGCGGCAGACCGAGGGCACGUUACACAGCCUGAGGAGGCAGGUCGACGCCUUAGGGGAGCUGGUCACCAGCACGUCUGUGGAGUCCACGUCGUCAGCCACUCUGUCUCAGCUCGAAUCUUCCCUUGCAGAGGACUCCCAUCUUGGACCAAGUCAGAGCUCCUUCCAUCAAGUUCCACAAGGUCCAUCACAAUCAGUAGACAGUUACCGACACUGAUGCUGUCCUCAGCUUCCUGCUCACAGGGACAAGUGGCUCAGCCAGAUGGAGGAAGACUGUCUUGCCUAAAUAUGAGGAAAUAACCUUCUCCACUACCUCACGAACUUCAUUAGAAUGCCACUUGGUUUUUAUCAAGAUCCAGUCAAUUCAGAUGCUGUAAACUCCACUGUAGCUUAUUCCACUUCUACAGCAACUCUCAGUGUUUUUGUAAGUCACCUGUACAUAUGGGAAUAUUGUAUACUAUUUAAACCAGGGUCUUACAUGGCUGAGGGUUUUCUUUUUUUUAACCUUUGAAAUGCAUUAUUAUAAAACCAGUGCUGAUCUGAAUCUAUAAACUGGUAAAAUCUAUAGUUAGGUUAAAAACAACAUGCUUAGGCUCCUCUUUAUUUAUAGUGCCAAAAGUUAUUUUUGGAUUUUGUUUAAAAUCUAUUUUCAUAUGAAAAUAAAAGAUAAAAUAAA
Molecule: messenger RNA, 8822 nt
Organism: Bubalus bubalis (water buffalo)
Lineage: Eukaryota; Metazoa; Chordata; Mammalia; Artiodactyla; Bovidae
Gene: CNTRL
Product: centriolin
Exons: 45
Coding region: 1191-8363 (2390 amino acids)
Molecular function (GO): protein binding
Source: RefSeq, a predicted model, not a curated record